AUGCCUGAGCUUGCGGAAGUGGCACGCAUUGUGCAUUUCAUUCGGCAGCACCUGGUUGGAAAGACACUCUCCAAAGUGCAGGCGCAACACGAUGAUAUUGUUUACGGCAAAGUUGGGACCAGCGCAGCCGAAUUCCAGAAGGCCAUGCAAGGAAAGCAGAUUGUCGGUGCUGGGCAACAAGGAAAAUACUUCUGGAUCACAAUGUCAUCACCGCCGCAUGUUGUGAUGCAUUUUGGAAUGGCUGGCUGGUUGAAAAUCAAGGAUGCAGACACAUAUUACUACCGCUCAGACAAACCUGCCGAUAAGGAAUGGCCACCAAAGUACGCGAAAUUUGUGCUGGAGACAAGUGACGACGAGAAGACAGAGGCAGCGUUUGUGGACGCCCGCAGACUCGGUCGUAUCCGCCUAGUGGAUUGCCCUGCUGAUGAGAUUCGCAAGCACACACCUCUGAAGGAGAACGGGCCAGACCCCGUUGUGGAUAAAGACAUCGUGACAGAAACAUGGCUGAUGGCGAAGCUGAAGAGUAAGAAGGUACCCAUCAAGGCUCUUCUGCUUGACCAGGCAAAUAUCAGUGGAAUUGGGAACUGGAUGGGUGACGAAAUCUUGUACCAUGCCAAGAUCCACCCGGAACAGUACAGCAAUACCUUGCACGAUGACCAAAUCAAGGAACUCAAUUCCUCAAUCCACUACGUCUGUUCCACAGCCCUCGAUGUCUUAGCAGACUCGGAGAAAUUCCCUGAGCACUGGCUUUUUAAGCAUCGAUGGGGCAAAGGGAAGAAGAACCAACCAGCCGCUCUGCCAAAUGGAGAUAAGAUCACCUUCCUCACUGUCGGUGGCCGAACAAGUGCCGUUGUGCCAGCAGUCCAGAAAAAGACCGGUGCUGUGGCUAAAGAGAUUGAUCGAAAUGGGGGUGGCACUCCAGCAAGCUCCAAACGAAAGCGUGCUGUGAAACAGGAAAUUGACUCCGACGCCGAAGACAAGCCCGAGCCAAACAGCCGCGAGCCAAAGAAAAAGAAGAAUUCAACCGUGAAGGAGGAGGAGAAGAAAGAAGAAGAGAAGCCAAUAGAUUCAUCUGUCGGCAGGCGUCGCUCUACGCGAUCAAGGAAAUAA
Molecule: messenger RNA, 1110 nt
Organism: Penicillium canariense
Lineage: Eukaryota; Fungi; Ascomycota; Eurotiomycetes; Eurotiales; Aspergillaceae
Product: putative formamidopyrimidine-DNA glycosylase
Exons: 2
Coding region: 1-1110 (369 amino acids)
Biological process (GO): base-excision repair
Cellular component (GO): nucleus
Molecular function (GO): DNA N-glycosylase activity; zinc ion binding; damaged DNA binding
Source: RefSeq, a predicted model, not a curated record